GGCCACUAUGAAAGACCAUAAUGCAAUCAUAGAGAUGAACAACAUGGUUUUCAAUGGCCUAGACUAUUUAGAUGCCAACUAUCCCCUAUAUAUGCAGCAACCAUAUAGGUUCUGCUUUCUCUGUGAGGACAAUGGAAAAGUGAUGGCGUACAUUCAAGCAACAUUGAUAGAUGGUGGAAAAUCGCUGAUUCGCCAAGCUGGCAGAUCAAGACUUGGGCACCACAGGGAAGGCUACUUCAAGAUGCUAAGAAGCUACAUGACUGAUCAGAUGAUGAUUCUAUGCCCAAGUGCUGACAGAAUUGUGUACACUGCUCUUUAUGGAGAUUUCCAAAAGGAUCGGGUAGAACAGGGAAUAGAGGGAACUAAACUCAUUGAGACUAGGUAUCGCAGAAUCAUCAGACUACCUCCUCGACAGAGCCUUGAUGACAUUCCUCAUUUUACGAACCACCCCAUAAUACACAGAAUCACCCCAUAUGAGUUAGAAGCCAUAGUAGAAGAAGAUCGUAAAAAUGGUUGGAAAAUAUUUCCUGCCAAGAGCUUUAUAAGUGAGUGGGAACCUAUGAGUAUGAUAGACGGUGUCAAAU
Molecule: messenger RNA, 584 nt
Organism: Owenia fusiformis
Lineage: Eukaryota; Metazoa; Annelida; Polychaeta; Sabellida; Oweniidae
Source: the annotation of a GenBank genome assembly